This is a messenger RNA of Lactuca sativa (garden lettuce), 1421 nucleotides long. RefSeq names its product transcription factor GTE1. The record is from RefSeq and is a predicted model, not a curated record. NCBI's taxonomy places the organism in Eukaryota, Viridiplantae, Streptophyta, Magnoliopsida, Asterales, Asteraceae. Gene Ontology annotation, molecular function: protein binding.
AUCUCACAUGACAAAACCCCCCACCUGGUUCCAAACCCUUCGUCUCUCUCCAACGACGGACAUCACCGGCGACACCCUACGGCAAGUCACCGGAGCUUUGUUUGCGUCGGAAAAUAUAUCUACUAUUCCAAAAGUCAUUCAAUCGUGGAUCGAAGUCUCAAGAAUAGAUGGAAACAAUGGAUGGACCCGUUCCGGAAGUUCGAACCGAAGGCGAACCCGCUGUUGCGGAGGAAUUAGGGCAAAAUGUUGAUCAGAUAAUCGUGAAGGUUGAUGAGCUUGAGCAAAGAUUAAACGAAGUUGAGCAAUUCUAUUCAAAGCCAGGAAAAAAACAGUCAAACACUUCUAAAGCUAGUUCAGUGAUGAAAGAAAAAGAUAAAGAUAAACAAAUAACCAGCUUUAAAAGACGCCAGCUGGACGCAUCACGCAGAGAAGCAGCUGCUACAAAAAGAAUGCAAGAUCUUAUGCGACAGUUUUCUGUAUUAUUACGCCAGCACAUCAUUGGCCACAAGUGGUCUGGACCAUUUAUGCAACCUGUGGAUGUAGUAGGGCUUGGUUUACAUGAUUACUAUGAGGUUAUUGAAAAGCCAAUGGACUUCAGUACAAUUAAGGCCAAAAUGGAGGCGAAAGAUGGGACAGGGUAUAAUAAUGUGAGAGAAAUAUGUGCAGAUGUGAGAUUAAUUUUUAAAAAUGCUAUGAAAUAUAAUGAUGAAAGAAACGAUGUUCAUGUCAUGGCCAAAACUUUACUCGCAAAAUUUGAGGAAAAAUGGCUCCAACUUUUGCCAAAAGUUGACGAAGAGGAUGAAAGACGAAAAAAGGAAGAAGCAGAAGCACAGUUAGAUAUCCAACUUGCUCAAGAGGUUUCUCAUGCCAAAAUGGCUAGAGACUUAAGUGCUGAACUUGAAAAGGUUGACAAGAAUCUCAAAGAACUUAGAGAUGUUGUCCUCAGAAAUUGCAGGAAAAUGUCUACAGAAGAAAAGAAAGCGCUAAUGACGGUUUUGACCCAAUUAUCCCCCGAAGACCUAAACAAGGCACUGCUAAUUGUCGCCCAAAAUAACCCAAAUUUCCAAGCAACCGGUCAAGAAGUUGACCUCGACAUCGACGCACAGAGUGAGUCUACGUUGUGGAAGUUGAAGUUUUUUGUGAAAGAGUUACUUCAAGGGCAAGGAAAGAGUCCAACAAGCAAUGGUGGAAAUAGUACUAUGAACAACAACGUUAAUCAAAACAAAAGGAAAAGAGAGAGUAUUGAUGCACAAGCCGCCAAGCCGCCUGCUCAAAAAAAGAAUAAUAAAAAGCCUUCUUAAAUCGUAAUUGCUCUUGUCCUUUUUGGUUAAAUCUGUGUUUAUGUGAAUAAUAAUACACUUCGCUUAAGUCACUUAUUGUACCUUUUUAAAUAACAAAGAACCCGGUCAACUUUCGGUUUU